GCAAACAGGUGCCAGGUCCCUUAGCUUUUGGCUUAACAGAAGAAAAGAACAGUUUUGUGCGGGGGCGGUGUGUUUUCCCUUUUGAACAUUGAAUCCUGACCAUUCUUUGUGAGCAUUUUUUAUCAAUGAGAUUGAAGAAAAAUAUAGCAAGGAAACAUCCCUCUGAAGCAACAGACUUUGAAAAAGGACUCAACAAUGAACAAAAGGAAUUCCUCGUGAUUUGUGCUGUGUGAGAAGGGAUUCAUCCAAUUUGAAAGACAAAAAGUGACAAGAAAAGGAAAAACAUUUUGGUUCCAUUUGGCUUACAACAAGAACUCAAAGAAGAAUACAAAAAAGGAUCAAGAUGACCCUCCUACUGCGGUUGAUAACCCCCUGGUUGGUGAUAAAUUUGCUCCUUCACGAGCUAGCGUCGGCGGAGCUGGAUACGUUCGACUACUGCAUCAAAAUGACCCCCUCAGCGGGGUUGAUGCAAUGUGCCGGUCAGCAAGCGUUAGCAUCACUGCAGUUCUUGGAAGAAGCCAGCAACCUAACGCUGGCAAGUGGGGUGCUUAUGAUCAAGGACGAUUCCAACCCGGCGGCGAGAAUUGUGCCCAACUUUAUCGACCAUGAUCCGUUGGAUUUUAGAGGCAUUCUGGAGAAUGCAGGUGCCGUGAUUUCCCAGCGCCAGCUCCAGUGGGACAUGGCCAUCAUCUAUCCAGGGCUGAAGCUCAAGGUGGGGCCAACGUUGGGGGCGAACGGCGUGCUGGAGUUUGUGCUGGAUCCGAGCGCCGCCACCGACGAGCGGACGUUCCACGAGCAUGAAAAGUCCACCGCCCGCGUGCUCACGCGCAACUUCGUCGUGCCGUUUCUGCUCGGGCUCAAGUUCAACCUGGCAACGCUGCUCCCGCUGAUCUUCGGCGGGCUCAUACUGCUGAGCAAGAAAGCUCUGAUACUGGGCAAGAUCGCUCUGUUCGUGUCGGGCCUGUUUGGCUAUGGCAGUUUGUUUACGCCCGGGAUUGGUUACGGUUUUGGCGUCCCGUCGGGCAUCACCGGGUACGGGUUUCCCCAGCGGCCGCCCUUUCGUUACGGGGACGCGUUGAGCGACAAGCCGGACUGGGACCAUCAUCAGGGAAGUCAUCAUCACGUGCAGAGUGAUCAUCACCAUCAUCACCACGGAGGAAGUUAUGGCAGUGUGCUGAGUCAGAGUGACGACGUGGGCGUUUCCAGCGGAAGUGGGUACUACAAGAAGAAGGACAAGUUCUUGAAUUUGGACGAACGGUUGGAGCCACAAGCGGCGAGUUUGGUCGAUAAGUUUUACGAGUACGAGAAGCAGCAGAUGAUGAAGGAUCGGACGGCGAGACUGUUUGAGAGGAAGUUCUACGAGGCGGAAAAGGAAAAGGAUGGAGGAGCAAGUGAGGGGGUGACGACUACCGUCGGGAGAGAUGGACUGAAAGGAGAUGGAUACACGUUUGUGACGGCCGUCGAUACCAGUGAGAGGAACGAGAGGUCGCUGCCGGUUGGUGGAGUAGGGUACAGGAAUUUUGCCUGGGCGGAGGAGUGAUUAGUUAGUUCGUGAGGGAAGGACACCAAAUUAAACAGCAAUUUAAGCCAAAUAUUUAUUACCAAAUGAUAUCAUUAGACAAAUAAGGUGUAGAUAAGUUUUAACAGUAUUUUCAGUUUCUAAGAAUAAAACAUUUAAAAUAUAGUGUCUAUUUUUAUAAUGAGUAAGGCCCUUGAAAUCGCAAACAAAUGUCUUCUAGAUUUUAAGGUUG
Molecule: messenger RNA, 1751 nt
Organism: Culex pipiens pallens (northern house mosquito)
Lineage: Eukaryota; Metazoa; Arthropoda; Insecta; Diptera; Culicidae
Gene: Osi10a
Exons: 3
Coding region: 344-1540 (398 amino acids)
Source: RefSeq, a predicted model, not a curated record